This is a messenger RNA of Haplochromis burtoni (Burton's mouthbrooder), 5911 nucleotides long. RefSeq names its product centrosomal protein 170Bb (gene cep170bb). NCBI's taxonomy places the organism in Eukaryota, Metazoa, Chordata, Actinopteri, Cichliformes, Cichlidae. The record is from RefSeq and is a predicted model, not a curated record. Gene Ontology annotation, molecular function: protein binding.
AUUCUCACGUCUACGUUCUGGAGAAAAGUCAACACAAAGUCCCAGAGGAGGCCCUAAAGCAUGAGAAGUACAGCAGUCAGCUGCAGAUGAGCCUAAAGCCUUCAGAGGGGAAGAAGAGCGACGUGGACGAGCGGGCGAGAGGCGAGAAAGCGCAGAGUACCAAGAGCCUCGCACAGGAGGCGCCGGUGUGUCGGCCCACUCCUUUGUAUGGCCAGCCUUCCUGGUGGGGAGAGGAGGAUUAUGGGAGUAAAGUCCAAACCAGCGAUGAGCCACAUUCAGAUGUUCAGAAAGACGCUCCCUCUGCAGAUCCAGAAUUUUCUGCAUCGCUGUCAGACUGUCAGCCAAAGUCCGCCUUCCCUUCGUACCACCGUGAGCCGAGCUACUUUGAGAUCCCCACCAAGGACUUCCAGCACCCUAAGUCCUCAGGCGCGGAGCUCCAUGAGAUCCCCACCAAGGACACUGACACGCCCCCGGCCCCACUCUCGCUUCCCACUCCGACUCCGCCUGUCGUUCAGAGCCAUGCCUCCUUUACCAUUGAGUUUGAUGAUUGCAUGCCUGGGAAGAUCAAGAUUAAAGACCACAUCACCAAGUUCUCCACUCGCCAGAGGAAGCUGCAGGCUACACCCACCAAGACAGCCAUCAUGGCCACACCUGCAGAGGUGAUGUCAGCAGAGAGCAAGGUGGCUGACUGGCUGGUCCACAGUGAUGUAAGCAUGAUGAAGAGACGCCCACCGUCUGAAGACGUUUACAGCACCAAGAGUGACCUCGCCAUGAAGAUCAAGACCCUGAAAGGUCACCAUCAUGAGGAUGGGACCCAGAGUGACUCAGAGGACCCAGUUCUCAAAGGAAGGAGUAAAUCCCACCACUCGGUCCGCACUGAGCACUCUAUGCAAUCAGAGCUGUCCCAGGCGUCGCAGCAGGUCAUCCAAUCAGGCCAGUCCAUCCAUAGUCAGCUACACCAACCACUGCAGUAUGCUCCACCCAGACCGGCCUCUGCCUCACCCGUGGCCCCUGAGAGGCCCCUGUCCCAGAGUCCUCCUAAAGCUCUGUCACCCACCGAAUUUCCCAAACAGGCGCCCCCCGAGCACCUCACUCAGCAAGCUUUCAUCAUUGAGUUCUUUGAUGACAACCCACGCAAGAAGCGCUCUCAGUCCUUCACCCACAACCCCGCCCAUGCUGACUCGUACUCCACACUCAGAGCCAAGUUGGAGCGGCGGAAAGGCGGCGAGAGGCCGGCAUCUGUGCACGGCCACAUCCCUCCCACACAGCAGGUGACGGUUCCUCUGAAGAGUCAGAGCCAUGGUGGCCCUCAGAGGUCAAGCUCUCUGAAGAGAGAAAAGACCGAGGGGGAGGCGGCUUCGUCGGCUUCCUCGUCUCGCUCCUCAUCGGGCAUCAUCAUCCGACCUUUCGGCAGCGUUGGGAAGAAGUCAAAGCUUGCCCAGGAGUUUGCUGCUGAAUUCCUGAAGGAUUCGGGUCGUAAUGACUCCUCCCCAACCAGGGAUAAGACAACUCCUCCACCAAUGUCUGCACCUCCUGUGAUGGUAUCGCCUCAUCAUACAAGGAUCCCCUCCACACAAGAACCUCCAGCUCCAUCUUCUGUCUCCUACCCUGCCUCCCCAUUACAGCCUCCAGCAAUCUCAAAGACCCCAGUCCCAGUCAACAUUCCAGGCCCAGCUGCCGCUCCGGUACAUCCGUCUGGACCUCCCUUCUCCACCAUGCUGCCCAUGGCCGUCAGUGGAGGAGAUGUCAAAGGUACCCAGAGGAUGGCCCGGAACGAGGAAGACGACAGCUUGAGCGAUGCUGGGACCUACACCAUUGAGACGGAGUCGCAGGACAAAGAGGUGGAAGAGGCUCGUAACAUGAUCGAUCAGGUGUUUGGUGUCCUCGAUUCUCCAGAGUACAGUGGUGUGAACACUGGUGUGUAUAGACCUGUGAUAAAUGAUGGAAAAGAUGAGCAUGCUAACCUGCCUAGUGAUGGUAGCACUGUGGACUCACUGCAUGGCUUUAUCCCAUCUUCUAUCAGCGGCCCUUCAACAGGCCCCAUACAGGUUCCAGCUGCUCAUGCUGCAUGUCUGGAAGGCCCUAAGUGGGUUUCACGUUGGGCCAGUCUAGCAGACAGCUACGCCGAACCUGGUUCCACUCCACCUCAAGUAGAAUGUCUAGAAGAUUCACGUCUCAUGAGCCCUUCGAUGGGAAACUACAGCUACGACAACUCUGAGUCAGAGUCCAGCCACAGCUCCAGGACAAGAAGGCUGCUGCCCCAAGUGCCUCCAGAAAAGCUAGACGGUGUCACCCCAAGCAUCAUGAUUCGCCAUGAAUCUUACCAAAGCCAAGAACCUCUGGACAGAGCCUUUGGUCCCUCCCACUCAGUUGACUCCACCCAGCGCCUGUCCGUUCAGGAUGAUGUGGACCCAGACAGCCUGAGUGAUGCCAGUCGCUCAGAUGAUGGACCUGUUCAAGAGAAGAUGAGGACAAAUCAGGUCAAGACUGCAUUUGUAUCUCCAGGGAUCACUGGUCCUCAGCUUAGAGGUCAGGAGAAAGUGUCUCCAUCCUCCAAAUCCACCUGCUUCUACAUUGGUUCAGAAGACCAUCCCAGCAAACCUGAGCAAGCCCAGAGCCCAGUACAGUCUGAGAAGACAAGAGACCCCCCAGCAAAAACUCCCCCUACCACUGUCCUGAUCCGACAUCUGAGUGGAUAUGAACCCAAGAGGACGGGAGUCAAACCCAACAGCUCUGCUCCAAACCUCCAAACACAGGACAAAGAUUCAGUUCCAACCAAAGACAGUUGCACAUCAUCCUUCAUCCGUCAGGAGAGUUUCACCAAAGACCAGCCCAGUGACACUGUCCAGAUGAAGAAGCUUCCCCACAUCUCCAGCCACCCAUCCAUCAGAGACAUGGAGCAGAGGCAGGAGAACAUCCAGGACACACAGUCCUUCCUUCAGGAAGGAACUCUAUCCUCUCUGGAUGCCAAGUUCCCCUCCUCUGGUUCAGGUCGCAGCUCAAAGAAGGAGGGUUCGUCCAGCCACAUGGACGACUCCCUGUCUGGUGAGUCAGAUGUUGACACGGCUAGCACGGUGAGUCAAGUGAGUAGCAAAAACACUCCAGUCAGCUCAACUUCUAAAAAGCACCCUUCCAUCAGCAGCCUUCAAAAGGAGAGGUCCUCUUCUAGUCCAUCCAUCCAAGAGAAGGGACAGCAGCUCAGUGCCCGUGAGCGACUUUCUGAGAAACGCCGAAACCAGAUCACUGCCAGUGCAGCAAAUAAGGCAGAGGCAGCGAAGCGCUUCCAGAUGCGCCGCAGUGCCGGGAAUCGUGGCUCUCUGGAUCUGUCUGAAGGCCAGCAGGGGUCUGGUCCGCAGUGGACUGAAACCCCAUCAUCUGAUCACGAAACGUCCCGUCCAUCCAGCCGCAGCAAAAAACUCAUUGCCCCUCUUCAGAAAGAAGACAAUGGGAAGAUGCCCAGGACGGCGACCCAGCAGGUUCUGACACGCUCCAACAGCCUGUCAGCGCCACGGCCGACCCGAGCCUCAAUGCUGCGGCGGGCACGUCUGGGUGAAGCUUCAGAUAACGAAGGUGCUGAGACUGACCGAGGCUCUCAGAAUUCUGACCAUAUUGCUGCAGCGCCCAAAGUGUCCACUGAGGGGAAGAAGCUGUCCAGGCUGGACAUCUUAGCGAUGCCCAGGAAGAGGACCGGCUCCUUCACCAACCCCAGCGAUACCGAGGCAUCCUCCACAGGACGGCCCACUUUCUCCAACCGGAACACAGAGGCUGUUGUCAGCACCAGGAAAACAUUGGUGGGUGACAACCGGCAGGCAGCUAGCAGAGGAGGCGGAGCUCCAGCGAAGCAACCUCUGACACGUACCCGUUCGAGCGGAGCCAAGUACGCCGGCAGUGGUUCCCGUCGCAGACAGAAGGGCUCGGACUUCUCUUCUUCCUCUGAUGAAGAAUACGAGACGAGUGGCGGUAUCUCCAGAGCCAAACGCUCCUCCCAUCCUUCCACCUCUGACCAGACGCCACACAGCCACUGGACGCCCGCCACCAGGACCAAGUCUGUCUCCCUGGAAAUGGAGGAGGAUGAGGAUCAGAACGACGUUGACCCGUACCAGAACUGGUCCACGCACAGCGCUGAGAUUGCAAAGCUCAGUCAGGACCUGGCUAAAGACUUGGCCAUCUUGGCGAAGGAAAUCCACGAUGUUGCUGGGGAUGGGGACUCGCCGAGCUCCAGCAUGGGCACCACCACGUCUCCCAGCUCGCUGCCCAACACGCCAGCCUCCACCAUCUCCGCCAGGGAGGAGCUGGUCCAGCGUAUCCCUGAGGCCAGUUUAAACUACCAGAAGGUUCCUCCAGGUUCUGCUGCUGUCUCGGACCUGGACGCAAAUAUGAAUGAGCCAGAGACCGAUUCUAAGCAACGGCGUCCGUGGAACCGCGAAGAGGUGAUUCUGGACAACCUGAUGCUGAAUCCAGUGUCUCAGCUGUCUCAGGCCAUCCGGGAGAACACAGAGCAGCUGGCCGAGAAAAUGAAAGUUUUAUUCCAGAACAAGGCUGAGGUCUGGGAGGAGAUUGAGGCAAAGAUCAAUACUGAAAAUGAAGUCCCCAUCCUGAAGACCUCCAACAAGGAAAUUACCUCCAUUUUGAAAGAGCUGAGGAGAGUUCAGAGGCAGCUUGAAGUUAUAAACACGAUUGUGGAGCCUGAUGGCGGUCUUCAGGCAGCAGCCGACGCAGCAUCCCUCAGUCAGACUCGCCCAUCUACAAGGGAGAAGAAACCCAGCACCAAACCUCGCGGAGCCCCCAACACCAACGAAAGCACCAAACGACCGCCUCGUGGACCCGAUGGGGCCCACAACAUGGCCUGAGCAGGCCACUGUAGCACCUCUGGAAAGUAACUGUGCAUCCACCAGUCCCUGCCUCUGACUGUAACACCCAGAUCCACAACUCAGUGCUGACUUCAGCUGUAAAUGUGUGGUUGGAGGCUGGUGUGGGUUUGUGGCGGGCCUGUUUGAGGUCUGCCUCUAACUUAUCAUUCAUUCGCAGCAAGAAUGGAUAUUUACAAAGCUUCUGACAAAUGCCGUGCAUCAGUGGAAUUUUUGGUCUGAAUUUAUUGGUUUCCAACCCAGAGUUUGGUUGACGUUGGUUUCCAACGUCAGAGCGAUGUGAUGAGGUGAUGAUCUCGGUGUCCCACAGGUCAUAGUUGUGAACUUUCAAGGAUGCAAAUUUUAAGUGAAAUGCUGCUGUGGACCAGAACCACAUGCAUCGUUUCUAGCAGAGUCCUCUCACAUGAAUCCUUGCCUGUAAAUACUGCAGCUGUGAACAGACCUCAAACACACCCCUUCCCUGUCUACAGGGAGCAGCUCAGUCAUGCUCCUUCCGGCUGUUACCGUGACGACCUGUCUCCGGUGUGUGUUUGUUAGGGUGGAAGAGCUGCGGCGUGUGGAUGCACUGAAACUGUCCAGAAAUAACUCUCAUUCGUGGUCAGUGUAUAUCUGUAGAACUGCUUCCACUUUGCACAAGCUCAGCAAACGUAGUCAAAGCUCCAUAAUGAAGCAGCCGCUCGCGCCACCGUAGUACGUGGAUGAUGUACAAACAUAUACCGAUAAACUUUGUGCUUUGAUAAUCUGUUGUUGCGUUGCAUUUGAACAGAUAGAUUGUGUUGCUGUUUUUAUGUCUGUAUUUAUGAAGAGAAAGCCGUAGCUUCCUGUGGGCUGUGCAGACAGGAAACGGAACCCUGAGCUCAGCUGUAGAAGAGAAAACUAUGUAAUGUUGUGUUUCCUGAAUGUUUGGGUGCUCCGCUGCAAUGACGCUCAGCCUAGGGCUGCUCGAUUAUGGCAAAAAUGAUAAUCACGAUUAUUUUCACUGAAAUUGAGAUCACGAUUAUUUGACGAUAUUUAUUUAACCCUUUAAGACCUACUAUAGAACC